Folsomia candida is the source of this 1780-nucleotide messenger RNA. RefSeq names its product EP300-interacting inhibitor of differentiation 3. The coding region runs from base 162 to 1373 and encodes 403 amino acids. The record is from RefSeq and is a predicted model, not a curated record. Gene Ontology annotation, cellular component: Smc5-Smc6 complex; nucleus. Gene Ontology annotation, biological process: DNA repair. NCBI's taxonomy places the organism in Eukaryota, Metazoa, Arthropoda, Collembola, Entomobryomorpha, Isotomidae. The transcript is spliced from 11 exons.
AUAAAGUGGUUGCACAUAUGAUGGGUAACAAAGGAACGCGGAGAGAUUGAGACUCGUGUCAGUUUUGGCUCUCAUUUCCUAAAGUGGGUUUUUUUGUUCGAACGAUUAUUAUUUUUGUCGACGUGAAAUUCGGUUAUACUUUUAGAAAUUCUGUACCCACAAUGUCGCGAUCAACCAGAGCGGCCAGGAAACGGGACGAACCGGAGCCUGAGCCUGAGACGUCAAUGGCCUUGGCGUCAAUGGCUGAUGAGAGUGCCUCACCCCCAAAAGCCCCCAAACUCUUGUCGGAGGAUGAAUCAUCCGAAGAGUCGGAUGACUCUGAAUGUGGCUCUGGGACGACGACCGUGUCCAGUGUUCCCGACGCCACGGGAGGAGCGCUGCGACGCAAAUACAAUAAACUCAUUGACGACUGUCGAAAGCUUGAGAAGAGGGAGGGGUUUUCGUCCGACGUACAAGCUGUGAUGACCAAAAAUAUCCAAAGUGCUUCCUCCCUUUUUCAACAAUUGUCGCAUACGCAGCCCCAAGUGGCAUCUGAAAAUGCCAAUAGGUCCCAGAUAAUGACUGAAACUGUGGGGAGCACGCCUGGAGACUUGUAUAUGGCCUUUCUUCACACAAAAAUGAUUUCCGAAGUACUUCGGAGCAAAACGGAUAGCAUUGGAGCAUCAAAUUCUGGGUUUAAGAUGGACGAAUUUAUAUCCAACGUGAAACGGAAAGCUGUAACAGACGCGGACGACCUGCCUGCAUACUCUUCAAAAAUUGUGUCAAAGUUUCUUUCAAUGGAGUUUGCCGUAGCCUCUAAAACAUUGCCUCUCGUCACCGCAGUCGUCGGAAGUUUUGACAGAGACGCAAUUUCAGUACCAAAAGAGAAGAAACCACGUGCACCCAUAGUUCGAAAACGAUUUGAUGAUGUCGAGAAAACCCAAGAAGAGGUCAACCUUGUUCACUACAACAAGUCGGAAGGGCCACAAAAAUUAGCCCAUCACUUGAGUAGGCUUUUACGACAACAUACGAGAAUUCAUACCGAACCCACCACGUUGUACGAGUUUUGCCUAGACCCAGGAUCCCUAAAUAAAUCAAUCGAAUCAAUUUUCUAUGUGGCGUUUUUGGUCCACGAUGGAGUAGCCGGGCUGCAUAAAUUGGCUGGGUCGCCGAUGAAGGACUUUGCUAUUGAAGUAAAACCUGAGAAGAGGACAGAAGAGGACGAACAACAGCAGAAGCAAAUAUCCAGCAGAAGAAAUACAAGAAAUCAGUACAUUUUGUCAUUUUCCGCUAGAAUGUUCAAGAAACUUUGUCAGGCUGCGAGCGGAGACCCCAUCAUUCCCCCCUAUGCAACCAUGGAAGGGCUUCAAGCAAUGGAGGACAAGCAAACAUAAAAUUUACUAUAGCCAAACUGGCCAGGCGCCACACAGAGAAUUUUUAAAUAAUACACUAUGAUCGCUGUAUAUUCUCAAACUUCUACGUACCUGUCGUUUUUAUCUUAAUCUUCGGAAUACAAAUUUUUACCCUAUAACAAUAUAAAUCCUAUACUAUUUAGCAACUUUUGUCUUACAUAGCCUUAAUUCAACGCAAUUAUAAAAUUGUUUGUAGCCUUCAGUAUAAUUAUUGCUCAGCUAACUCUUAUUAUAAGUACAAUAUUUUAAGUAAUGAGAUAACAUUGUUAACAAAUCUCCAAUAAACGCAGUGUGCCAACAUGUAUCGACACUUAGCAAUCGUAACCCGAUCGUCAGGUGCCUAAGUAGUGUCGCAACAUUUUGGCCAUAUGCAUUGGAUUAAAAAGUAA